AUGUCUGAGGACGAUGAUGAAAACAAAGGUUCUAAAUGCCAGGUUUUCUUUAACGAAAUAUGUGCCUGUCUUCCGUUAAAUUGCGUCAACAAAGAAACAAGACAUUGUGCUUGUGGUUAUACACUUGUUGAAGUAGAUAGAUUACCUGGAUAUGAAACCCUGAUCUCCAUCCCCGAUGAUCAUAGUGCGGAUGAAACCAGAAAUGAAUCAAUCUCUGAUGAACAUAUUAUGUCUGAUGAGGAGACAGAGAGAACGAAUGCCAAAAUUCCAGAAACCACCUCCCAAGUAUCGGUUCUUUCGAGGAGUCUAAACGUAACCUAUUCUAGUAAUAAUAAUCUUUAUUACCACCGUCCUACUGAUUAUCAUCAAUAUAACCACCGUCCUACUGAUAAUCACCCAUAUUACCACCGUCCUACUAAAAAUCGUCCAUAUUACCACCGUCCUACUGAUUAUCAUCCAUAUUACCACCGUCCUACUGAUUAUCAUCAAUAUAACCACCGUCCUACUGAUAAUCACCCAUAUUACCACCGUCCUACUAAUAAUCGUCCAUAUUACCACCGUCCUACUGAUUAUCAUCCAUAUUACCACCGUCCUACUGAUUAUCAUCAAUAUAACCACCGUCCUACUGAUAAUCACCCAUAUUACCACCGUCCUACUAAUAAUUGUCCAUAUUACCACCGUCCUACUGAUUAUCAUCCAUAUUACCACCGUCCUACUGAUUAUCAUCCAUAUUACCACCGUCCUACUGAUUAUCAUCCAUAUUACCGCCGUCCUAUUGAUAAUCAUCCAUAUUACCACCGUCCUACUAAUAAUCAUCCAUAUUACCCCCGUCCUACUGAUUAUCAUCCAUAUUACCACCGUCCUACUAAUAAUCAUCCAUAUUACCACCGUCCUACUGAUUAUCAUCCAUAUUACCACCGUCCUACUGAUUAUCAUCAAUAUAACCACCGUCCUACUGAUAAUCACCCAUAUUACCACCGUCCUACUAAUAAUUGUCCAUAUUACCACCGUCCUACUGAUUAUCAUCCAUAUUACCACCGUCCUACUGAUUAUCAUCCAUAUUACCACCGUCCUACUGAUUAUCAUCCAUAUUACCGCCGUCCUAUUGAUAAUCAUCCAUAUUACCACCGUCCUACUAAUAAUCAUCCAUAUUACCCCCGUCCUACUGAUUAUCAUCCAUAUUACCACCGUCCUACUAAUAAUCAUCCAUAUUACCACCUUCCUACUGAUAAUCAUCCAUAUUAUGAGCAACGUACUGAUUGUAAUCUAUAA
Messenger RNA from Saccostrea echinata, 1272 nucleotides. Its product is annotated as histidine-rich glycoprotein-like. NCBI's taxonomy places the organism in Eukaryota, Metazoa, Mollusca, Bivalvia, Ostreida, Ostreidae. The record is from RefSeq and is a predicted model, not a curated record. The transcript has 2 exons. Bases 1 to 1272 code for a protein of 423 amino acids.